This is a messenger RNA of Brassica napus (rape), 704 nucleotides long. RefSeq names its product jacalin-related lectin 24. NCBI's taxonomy places the organism in Eukaryota, Viridiplantae, Streptophyta, Magnoliopsida, Brassicales, Brassicaceae. The record is from RefSeq and is a predicted model, not a curated record. The transcript is spliced from 2 exons. The coding region runs from base 81 to 587 and encodes 168 amino acids.
CAAAAAAAAAAAUAUAGACAUGUUCAUACGAAUAGUUCAUCAUCCGAUAAACAAAGACAAUAUAAUAAUUAGCCAGAGAGAUGAUUAGGGCAGGACUAGUGGGAAAGAAAGUUCCAUCUUACGACUCUCGAUGGGACGAGAAGGGACACACCAUGAUCUCUCAUAUAUUCGUUUCUUACAGCGAAUUCAUUACAUGUGUUCAGUUUGGCUACUUGAAGGAUGGAGCCCUAGUCUUGUCUGAAACGUUUGGUUUCUCUGAAGGAAGCUUUCGAACUGUGAAACUGAAUCAAGAUGAAUAUAUAACUGGAUUGAGUGGCGUAGUGGAAAAGAUGGGAGGAAUAAUAAAUUUGACGUUCCACACUAACCGUGGGAAGCACGGGCCUAUUGGACGUUCAAGCGAUGGUUGUGGUAGAAGCUGUUCCACGAUAGAGAUUGAUCCGGCAAUAAGUGAUAGAAGUGAGUUUAGUGGUUUCUUUGGGACUUACAAUAGUCACUACUUGUCAGCGAUUGGUAUUUACGUGAGUCCCACUCCAAUGACCGGAACGGUGGUUAAACGUGAAAACAAUAAACCAAGCAACGCUCAAUAGUUAGCCUUUUCGAUUUUGUUGUUUAGUUCACUCUUAGUUUUACUGGAGGGAAGUCGUCUUAAUGUUGUCUUUUUAAUUCUUAACUCUCAGCUAAUUAAAAGGGUUUUAUUUUUUUUA